AUGGAUCCUUUCUCUGCAGAAGGCGAGCUCCUCAACAUCCACAAUGCCUUCCACUCGGGCCAGUACCAGAACGUGAUCGACUUCGAUGCCGCCGCUCUCUCCUCCGACAACCAACUGACCGCUCGUGUGCUCAAGCUGCGCGCCCAAAUUGCCCUCGGCCAGGCCAGCGAAGUCCUGGCUGACGUCUCCGGCGAAGAGGCCAGCCCCGACCUGGCUGCCGUGAAGGCGCUGGCCCAGCAGACCACCGGCGAUGCCGAAGCCGCCCUGCAGUUGGCUCAGGAUCUCGCCGAGAACUACCCGGAUAACGGCACCGUCGAGGUCCUCGCCGGGACGGUGCUGCAGGCCCAGGGCCGCAGCGAGGAGGCGAUCGCGCUGCUGUCCAAGCACCAGGGCAACCUCGAGGCUGUCGCCCUGAUUGUCCAGAUUCAUCUGCAGCAAAACCGCUCCGAUCUCGCGCUCAAGGAAGUCCAGGCCGCCAAGCGCUGGGCCCAGGACUCGCUGCUGGUCAACCUGGCUGAGUCGUGGGUUGGCAUGAGAGUUGGCGGCGAGAAGUAUCAGUCUGCCUUCUACGUCUUCGAGGAACUCGCCUCCGCUCCCAGCACCUCCGCACCGUUGUCCAUUGUCGGCCAGGCCGUCGCCGAACUGCACCUCGGCCGCCUGCCCGAGGCUGAAGCCGCCCUGACCGCCGCUCUGGAGAAGUACCCGGCUGACGUGGAGUUGAUUGCCAACACAAUUGUGCUGAAUGUGCUUGCGGGCAAGCAGACCUCGGACCUGGAGUCCCGGCUACAGCAAGCCCAGCCCUCGCACGCUCUCCUUGUCGACAUCCAAGAAAAGAGCAAGUUCUUCGAUGGCGCAGCUGCCAAGUACUCGCCCCGAGUGUCGUCGUAG
Molecule: messenger RNA, 888 nt
Organism: Penicillium alfredii
Lineage: Eukaryota; Fungi; Ascomycota; Eurotiomycetes; Eurotiales; Aspergillaceae
Product: putative Coatomer subunit epsilon
Exons: 5
Coding region: 1-888 (295 amino acids)
Biological process (GO): retrograde vesicle-mediated transport, Golgi to endoplasmic reticulum; endoplasmic reticulum to Golgi vesicle-mediated transport; intra-Golgi vesicle-mediated transport
Cellular component (GO): COPI vesicle coat
Molecular function (GO): structural molecule activity; protein binding
Source: RefSeq, a predicted model, not a curated record